AUGUUUGAGAAUGCAGACAGAUGCUGCAGACAACACGAUCAUUGUGAGCACAUCAUUCGAGCCUUCUCCGUCAACUUUGGUGUCUUCAACCCCACCCUGUUCACCAUCUCGCACUGUGACUGUGACCACAGAUUUAAGCAGUGUCUUCUCGCUGGUAAUGACACCAUCUCCAACAUGGUGGGCUACAGUUUCUUCAACGCUCUUAAAAUUCGCUGCUUCGAGUUGUACCAAAGGAAACGAUGCACCCAGUUCAACUGGUUUGGAAUGUGCACAUCAUUUCAGGAGGCACCUGUAGCGGUACUGAAAGAUUCCACACCGUACCAUUCAACAAUUCCAAAUAAUGAAAGCCGCGACAUCACUGACCCGUCAUGCAAAGCAGAGCUAAUGAAAUCAACACAUAAAAACAAACAACAAAGCUCUAAAUCCAAACAAAUGAGGCUGCACGAGGAGCAGAACUGUGUUUCAGGCAAACAUGUGAAGCAAGACGCUUUUCUGCUCAGUCAAAAGUCAGUAAAGAAAAGUGAUAAAAAGAAGAAAAAACAAGCGGCCAAGCUUCUAAAAACUGUGCGGUCAAACUCCCCCGUCACCUUCACACUUUCACCCCAAACUCACACCUCCGCAAUAAAGCAGAGGACAUCUCUGAAAAACAAACUGAAAAGGAAAAACAUGAAGAGAAAAGCAAGCGUUACUCCUUCAUCUGUAUCUGUAACAAAAUCACUCCUGAAUCUAAAGACAUCUACCACCGCUCCAUCAAAACUAACGGCGGUAACAAAAUCAAGUCUUCAAAGAAAGAAAAACAAGAACAAAUCUCACAGCAGAAGUGCAGUAACAUCUAGAAAAUUAAAGAAAUUUACAACACAGCCUGUCUCAUACUUCAAGAGGACAUCAUUACCAGCAAAAACAUCAACAAGGCAAGAAUACUUCCAAAAGAUGAAACCUCUUCAUUCAGUCUGAAAGUCCCGUGUGGCACGCUUGUGUUUCUCAUUACCAGCAGAUGAGUUUUGUAGGUCAUGAGAAUGUAGGACUUUUCUGUAAAGUGUAAUUGUAAAAAUAAUUGUAAGGCAGCAUUGUUACACUUCUACCAGAGGUCAAAUAAUACAAAACCAAAAUGAUACAGAGAACUUCGCUCCAGUGAUUAUUGAUAGGUGUUGUUUAAAUCGGUUUUAUUGUGUCUGGACAACCGUUUAAGACAGAACUCAGAUUCUGGUGGGCUGGAUUUGGGCAGAGUUCCAAACAAGAUUCGCUGACAUGAUGUAUUUUUAAAUUCAAUGUUUAUGUUUUGCCCAGAAUAUCUUGGCUCAGUUAUGCAACCAACAUUCUGAUGUUUAAGAGAUGGUGCAGUGGACAGAUUUCAUGUUCAAAUGCAGCGACUGGGCCUCUGCAGUCUCAUCUAAGAAAUUUUUCGUAUUUGUACCAGUAAAUGAGUACAGAACAUCAGUAUGGGCGCAUAUGCUUACAGAUUACUGCCACAGUCACAGACUUUGCUUUUAUGUCUGUGUCAAAUGACUAACCAAGU
Triplophysa dalaica is the source of this 1516-nucleotide messenger RNA. RefSeq lists its product as uncharacterized. Gene Ontology annotation, molecular function: A2-type glycerophospholipase activity. The transcript has 3 exons. The record is from RefSeq and is a predicted model, not a curated record. Gene Ontology annotation, biological process: phospholipid metabolic process; arachidonate secretion. NCBI's taxonomy places the organism in Eukaryota, Metazoa, Chordata, Actinopteri, Cypriniformes, Nemacheilidae. Bases 1 to 954 code for a protein of 317 amino acids.